UUCAGUUCCCUCCAAGUAUUUCAUUCACGCUCUUAGCCCUAAAUUCUAAUCCUAGUUUUGACCCUAAAUUAGUUCUCACAAUCGCAUUCCACUCACAAUGAACACAACUCACCUUCAUGCUCCUUCUUCCUCAUCGUGAAGGCUCACCAAGCUCUGACCUGCUUCUCUUUCUCACAUCUUGCUCACGGUUCUGACCCACUCUAGUGAUUCUGCUUUCUGAUCUGCUCCUAACACGAAGGAGGAAAGGCACUGACUCUCCCCUGGCUUGAUUGUUCCACUUGAGAAGGAAAUAUCUGAAAAAAAUGCAGCAAAUUGGGCUAAACAAGUGAUCCCUCAUACACUGGGAUCAAAGUCACUAGCAAGAAAGAGAGAUGAGCUGGAGUUGCAAGAUGGACGACCGUAUAGUAGAGCAGACAUGUAUCUUGUUUCUCAUCAAAAGAAUGAUGUAACUUAUGUUAAUGAUGAGGCUAGACUCAAAUGUGACCAAUUGCGCACUGCAAUUGAAAAUUGUUCUUCUGAGAGUGAAGCCUUUGUUGAUACUUUUGGGAAGGAACGUCCUGGAUAUGUACGUGGCAUGGGACCUGGAGUAACUCCAAGUCAGCUCACUAUACCUAGCUUCAACAGGUCAACCCUUCAAAUUGAUGGUUUGAUUGAAAAAAUGCAAUCUGAAAUUGAAUGUCUAAAGGAAAAAGCUGCUGAAGUUGAUGCUUUAAAAGCACAAGUUGCUGAGAUGGAUGUUUUGAAGGAACAACUUGCUUUCCUUAUGCAAGUUCAUAAAAAAAAUGGGGUUGUUAACUUGGAAUCACCGAGAGAAACGAGGCCGUCUUCCUCCUCUAGUCAUGUUUGAAGAUCAAGGAGCAUCAUCACAAAAGACUAUUUAGAUUUAGAAAUUUUCAUGUUAUGAACUUCGUAGACCAUGUGUGGAAAAUACCAUUGUGUUUAUUUCCUUUUGGUGGAACAUGUUAUGUGCACUUUGUGGAACAUAACUUAUAUUUUGGAUUUGUGUUAAGCACUCUUAGCUUCAUUGUGAAAAA
Messenger RNA from Lotus japonicus, 1034 nucleotides. RefSeq lists its product as uncharacterized. The transcript is spliced from 6 exons. Bases 416 to 847 code for a protein of 143 amino acids. The record is from RefSeq and is a predicted model, not a curated record. NCBI's taxonomy places the organism in Eukaryota, Viridiplantae, Streptophyta, Magnoliopsida, Fabales, Fabaceae.